AUGAUAUCAUCAACCGAACCUCAUAAUGAUGGACAUAAUGAUGGAAGCGAAGAACCAUUGACUCCUUCAUCAUCAAGAUCAUUGGAUUUCAUUCCUCAUGCUCCCUUCAAAUAUCACUUCUUUUUGAAAGGAACAGAAAUUUCGAAAGCCAUCCUUGAAGGCAUUGAAGAGAUGGAGGAAUUUGAAGAAUUGAAAGACAUUUUGCACUUGUUCCAAAAUGAUCCAUCCAAGAAGAGAUUUGGCUUUCCUGGUCUUGAGGUUGCCAUUGAUAACUUUACGGAAUACAUUCGCAAUAGAAAUGAGGGAGAAAUUUCAAAGAAUUUUGACUUUUAUCGGGAUUUACUUCCAAAAAUCGCGUUCUAUGCAUUGGAGGUGCCUGAAAGUGAAUUGAUUGAGAAGCUUCCUCUCAUGGAAAUGAAUCAGUCCGUCUCUCUCUCAAUUCCACCAAAAUAUGUGAGAUGUAUUCUAGCGAAUGCGUUCUUUUUGAACAUUUCUUCGGAAAUUCACAAUCACUUCCAAAAGGAAAAGGAAAAAGAUUAUGGUGUUUUGGAUUUUAAUAGAUUGUAUGUUUGUCGUUUGGACGAAGCUGUUGAAAGAAUUAUUUGUCAGCUCAGCUAUUUCUAUCAACAAGCGAUUGAUGGAGACAAGUUAUGCAAUCAGCGAGAAGAUAUCAUCUUUACCCGAUACAAUCUGCUUCCAGAAGAUGAACCCAAUUGGUUGGAAAUGAAAAAUAUUGACUUUUCUGAUGAGGAUGCCACAAAGAACAUGGUUCGGGUGCACAGCGGUCGUAUGGAAGAUGUUCCAUGCCGUGGAUUUGUUGACUUUGCCAACCGAUUCAUUCAUAUUGGUUCCAUUAUUCCAUCCCUUACUCAAGAAGAAGUUCUGUUCAGCUGCUGUCCUGAAAGCUUUUUGACUCUUCUCAUUUGUGAGUCUCUUUCCGACUCGGAAAUUAUCAUUAUGAAAAAUAUUGUUCGUUACAGUGAGUAUACAGGAUACCUGAACACAUUUAAAUUUACAGGUCUUUUUGAGCCACGAGGUCACACCAUUGAUAUUAUCAUUAUGGAUGCCAUUCCUAAAAGACACUUCCAACCUGAAAUGAUCAAACGUGACCUCAAUAAGGCCUACUUGGGAUUUAAGAACAUGAAUAAUACAGAUAUAACUACCGGUAAUUGGGGAUGCGGUGCAUUUGGUGGUGACAUCACCUUGAAAUUAACUCAACAGUGCUGUGCAGCCAGAGUGACCAACUCUGUUCUCCACUAUUCAACAUUCAAGAAUGAAGACUUGAAGAAAGAGAUGGAGGAUAUCCUACACCUAUUUGCUAUCACCAAAAUUUCCAUCAGCGAACUAUAUUACAUUAUGAUCACUUACCACGAGUAUAGAGCUCUCAAUUCCAAAGCUCAAUUUAAGGAUUACCUCCUUCAGGAAUUAGAGAGAAAGAGGCUCGAACAGUCCCAACAAUAA
Messenger RNA from Naegleria lovaniensis, 1461 nucleotides. RefSeq lists its product as uncharacterized. Gene Ontology annotation, biological process: nucleotide-sugar metabolic process; regulation of DNA repair; ATP generation from poly-ADP-D-ribose. The transcript has 2 exons. Gene Ontology annotation, molecular function: poly(ADP-ribose) glycohydrolase activity. Gene Ontology annotation, cellular component: cytoplasm; nucleus. Lineage: Eukaryota; Heterolobosea; Eutetramitea; Acrasida; Naegleriidae. The record is from RefSeq and is a predicted model, not a curated record. Bases 1 to 1461 code for a protein of 486 amino acids.